Caenorhabditis sp. 36 PRJEB53466 is the source of this 1233-nucleotide messenger RNA. Lineage: Eukaryota; Metazoa; Nematoda; Chromadorea; Rhabditida; Rhabditidae. The record is from the annotation of a GenBank genome assembly.
AUGUCAGAAAAUGGCGUCAAGUGCUCAGCGACCAUCUCACAGAACGUACUGUUCUUUGCUGUUGUGGUAGGUGCGCUUUAUGUGACCGGUUUUUUAUCAAACUGUGCUCAGGUCGUUGAGAUUCUGGUCAUAGUGCCCUCCACCGUGUUCACCAUCUUCAAUGUGUUCGCCUCAAACGAAGACCACUACAAAUCAUAUCAUCCGGAGCUGUCGGGAAUUGUCGGAUUCCAUUUUCUGCUUCCCAUUUUUGUAUAUCAGGUUGGUGUACUUUCACUGCACCGCGCGUGUUCGUUCAAUUCGAUUCUAUUUUAUCCGACAGCUGUCUCAAUAUGGCGGCCAAGUAUGAGUGACAAUGAAAACAAAGCGCAUACCAUCAUCUGUUUUUCUCUCCCGCAAUAUAUUUUGAAAUCGGACACUACGAAAUCGGAGAUAUUUUGGCGCUGGUCACCCACCACUUCCUUAAAGAUGGGAGGAGAGGGGGGGGAGGGUCUGGUGUGUCAAAAAUCUUGGAUGAGGGGAAGAGUGGAGAGCAUAAAAAAAGAGAAAAUAAGAUUGAACGUAGUGAAAACAGGGAAUAAGAAAAACGUAUUUUAAAAGUCUGGCAAAUCGUGAAAUUUUGAAGGUUUUAGAGUAAUUCUGAUGGAGCUAUUCUAACACUUGAAAAACUUAUUUCUUUUUUUCAAAAUUUGCAUGUUUACAGAUCGUCUGGAUCGUCGCGAAUAUUGUCUCAAUCUUCGCCGUCCACACAUCCACUCACUACAUCUUCCUCGUCACAAUCCUUGCUCCAAUAAUAGGACUUAUUGUGAGCACUGUGAUCCUUGUGCCGACAGGUAACAGUUUUGACACUUCCGUGCCGACAAUUUGGUUUAGUGAACUAUAUCAUCACACACAACUUUGACGCAAACCCCUACUUUUUGGCGUUUGGAUGUGGACUUGCGGUUUUUGUAAUCCUCCUCAUCCUUUUCAUCAUUGCCCGAUUUCGAACCCUCCGUAAACUGAUCAAGAAGAACAAGGUAAGCAUCUUAUUUAUCAAUACAAAUCUUCGAAAAAUAACUUUUUUUCCAGGUAGUUCAAACCACCCAUGAAAAGAAUCCGGAAGACCCGAUACCGGCAGUCAUCGCCGAGCCAGAGCCCGUGCGAAUCAAGGACCCGGAUGAGAUCAGUGUGUCCUUCAGCCGUCGGUCGACCAUGAGCAUGAAUGACGAGCUCUACCUCCCUCCGCCACGUCGUUGA